AUGCGACCAUUGCUUCGCGGCAUAUUCUUCUUCUCCCUCCUCGCACUCGCCGCCGCCAAAUGCCCAACAUACAUCGACACCGUAGUCCCUUCGGGACAAACCCGUCGCCAUGGCAAUCGCGAGCCUGGCGACCCCAUUCUGGCAACCAUGCACGACGUCCACAAAACACUCUCCGACUGCGACUCCAUCAAAAGCCUCAAACUCCGCGUCACGAGCCUAGGAUGCUCUGAACAUCCCGACCGUUGGAACUUCCCACUCGACCUGGCCUCGGGAUCCAUAUACCCCUCGGAACUAGAGUCGCUGGACCUAGAGGGCUAUCGUUUCGACGAUCGAAUUUGGGAUGAGGUCUCGCAACCGCCGUUCCGGACGGGUUCCAAGUUUUGGGACAGGAUGGAGUGGAUCGGUUCCGGUAGAGCCUGGAAGUGGGUGAGGUAUCUCCCGUUGUCCGCGGAGCAAAAGGCCAAGACGAAUCUGGACUUGUGGUUGGAUGCCAUGGACUUCGGGAGCAUCAAGAACCUUACCCUCAGGCCCUAUAUCGAUGAACAUCCCGAAGUUGCGAAGCUGAUUCCACAUUUGAAGUCGCUUGAGUCGUUGAAGGUCUAUGGCGCCUGGGCAAAAGACCUCAUCUUGGGUAUGCCCGAGAACUCGCUUACGCAUCUGUCGUGGAUAUUCAGCCACGAGACCGGCGCUUCCGUGUUACCCGUCAUACGACACCAUGCGCAGUCUCUCAAGAGCCUCGAAUGGCGCGAGGCGGAAAGUGGAAUUCGGCAGCGGAGAGUGAUGACGGCGGAAGAAAUCGCAGAACUCGGUCGCAUGGUGCCGAACCUGCAGAGCAUUACCCUCGACCUGAACCGCAACGGCACAUGGCCGAUGGAGCACUUUGACGCGCUGGUGACGAAUUUCCCAAAUUUGACCAACAUUACAAUCUUCUUGGAGUUUGCGAGCGAGUGCCGACGACAGCUGGGUGCCUCCACAGAGGGGUUUUAUGGCUACGAGCAGUGGAAGAUGGGUGAGGCGUCGGAUUGUAGCAGCGGAGUAGGGUCCAUGGCCCAGCCGCCGCUCGAACUUAACCAGGCCAUGCAGCUAUGGGGACACUUGCGGGAGAAGAAGAUUGGCGAUUUGUUGAAAAAGGUCGUUUUCUAUGCGGGCGACUGGGAGAGGCCGUGGGAUGGGGCGUUGGCUGAGAGUGAAUGGCUCGAGGGUAGGAGAUCGUUCUUCUGGUGCGAGGCUUCAGACAACCCGCCAAAAAGAAUUAAUGGCGCGUGUACGGGGCUGACAGCAGACGUCCCUACGAGGGGUAGCUCCUCUGGGUAUGAUGAAGACGGAUUCGAUGCUCCUGGCUGGCAAAGCGAUAUGGCUCGGCGAGCCGUGCGGAUGGAGCUUUGA
This is a messenger RNA of Colletotrichum fioriniae, 1386 nucleotides long. RefSeq lists its product as uncharacterized. Lineage: Eukaryota; Fungi; Ascomycota; Sordariomycetes; Glomerellales; Glomerellaceae. The record is from RefSeq and is a predicted model, not a curated record.